Adelges cooleyi (spruce gall adelgid) is the source of this 1327-nucleotide messenger RNA. Its product is annotated as 2-acylglycerol O-acyltransferase 2-like. Gene Ontology annotation, biological process: triglyceride biosynthetic process. Gene Ontology annotation, molecular function: diacylglycerol O-acyltransferase activity. The transcript has 5 exons. The record is from RefSeq and is a predicted model, not a curated record. Gene Ontology annotation, cellular component: endoplasmic reticulum membrane. Lineage: Eukaryota; Metazoa; Arthropoda; Insecta; Hemiptera; Adelgidae. The coding region runs from base 190 to 1233 and encodes 347 amino acids.
GGCAUGGUAAGCGCCUUUCUACACGUCACAGUUGUAAAACUUUUAACCACAAUAAAAUCAAGGAUUUAGGAGCACCAAAUAAAUACACGAAGAUUUUUUAUCUAUAAUAUAUUUACUGUAAUUAAGUAAUUAUAAGUAAUUUUACUUUUUGUUCAUAUUGUGUUCUAUUAAAUUGUGUUUUAAUUAAUCAUGAAAAUAAAAAACGUGGAAUUCGCUCCUUUAUGGGUGCCUUUGGGUCGACGGCUCGAAACCCUAGGAAUGGCUAUUACGAUUUCAAUGAUAAUUUUAAGCUCACUGUCGUGGAUUGUGAUUAUCCCUUAUACUUUACUGUUCACACGUUAUUGGUGGAUCGUGCCAGUCUAUAUCAUAUGGACGAUCAUCGACAAGGACUCUGCGUCUUCGGGAGAACCCAAGUACUUUGCACGCAGUAAAUAUAGACCAUUAUGGGACUUGUACAACUAUACAUCGCUUUGGGCUUUGUAUAGACGAUACUUGUCUGCAUCACUAAUUAAAACUUACGACCUUCCCGCUGACAAAUCAUACCUAUUUGCGUCGUACCCACACGGCACCUUAGGCUUUGGAGUUUUCGGUAAUUGUUUUAACGGCGCUAGCCCCUUCCGACACUUGUUUCCAGGUUUAAACGCAUUUAUGCUCGUUCUCGGCGAACAUUUCAAAAUACCUAUUGGCCGUGAACUUUUAAUAAAUUUUGGUUUUCGAGAUGCGUCCGAAAAGAGCCUGAUCAAUAUAUUGGACGGUAAGAAAGGAAAUGUAGCGAUAUUAUUGGUAGGCGGCGUCGCCGAAGCGUUCAACUCGUUCCCAGGGCCCAUUCAUAUUAUUGUGAAUAAAAGGAAAGGAUUCGUUCGGAUAGCGUUGAAAACCGGAGCAUCGAUCGUGCCGGUUUUCUCAUUUGGCGAACAUAACCUUUACCGGAAACAUGAAGUAGCGCCCAACUCGCUUUGCCAUAAAUUUUUAAAAUUGGUCAAUUGGAGAGGGGAUAGGAUAUUGCCGAACGGUCGUGGGCUGUUGCAAUAUACCUUUGGUAUACUGCCUCGUAGGUGUUCUAUCGUAACAGUCGUGGGCAAACCGAUUGAUGUUCCAAAGAUCUCAAAUCCGACAACGGAAGAAAUAAACAAGUACCACGAAAUAUAUGUAACUGAACUGAAAAAGUUAUUCGAUGAACACAAAACUAAAUACUCGACGUAUCCAGAAGAAAUGAAUAUGAUUUUGGACUAAUAGUUACAUUUAUACGACUUAAAAUAUAGUCUUAGUAGUUUCUUUUUAUUUAAAUUUUAAAUGAUAUUAAAUGUAUACCUAUAUAUUUUGUAGU